Molecule: messenger RNA, 776 nt
Organism: Suillus fuscotomentosus
Lineage: Eukaryota; Fungi; Basidiomycota; Agaricomycetes; Boletales; Suillaceae
Exons: 3
Coding region: 23-508 (161 amino acids)
Source: RefSeq, a predicted model, not a curated record
GCUGGCAUCUACAUAUCCGUCAAUGUCGACUCCCGGAGACGCUGGAAAUCAGCUAUCAGCGUCUUAUCCUCUGAUGAAUCUGUACUGUGGGGGAAUUCUGUCACUCUGUAAAGUCCAUGGAGGCUUUCUGACGCUAUACAAGAACUCAUCUUUGGUUUAUAGAUCAUCACACUCCUCACCUGCGUUGUCAGUGGAGAUCAGGGCAUCCUAUGAGUUUGGUCGAAUGUUAGGUGGUGGAGAGGUCAUCGGCGAACUUCAGAUGUCGUGGGAUGAGCUACUCGAUCAUGGAGGUGAGCCGUUUGAUUUAUCCUUCCCACCCGUGCGCGGUGUUCACCCUUCCCUCAAGCUGAAGGCCGCUAUUGUACAUGCUUGCGACGAUCAGGAUGAUGCACUGUUUUAUUCCCUCGCAGACUGCGAAAUUGUUCGAGAGACAGGUGCGGGCCACGCACAAUUGACCGCAUACGUGACAAGCGAGAACGUCUCACCUGAACGUGUGCGCCCGCCUUGAAGGCUACACCCGAAACGAUGUUCAAGACAUCGAUGCCACCACUUCGCUCUUCCGCGACAUCCUUGCAUCGCGUCCGCAGCGCCAUCCCGAUCAUCCCUUAUCACUACUCAAGCGCUGAAUUGGCGCCACUGCAAGAAAAGCACUACUGCCGACAUCAGCGAAGCCGCCCAACUCUAUCAUGAACUACUGCCUCUCUGUCCAGAGGGCACCUAACUUCGUAGCAUCGCAGUAGGGAAUGGUGUCGAAUUAUGUAAUCAUCGGAUUCAAC